Messenger RNA from Dichomitus squalens LYAD-421 SS1, 909 nucleotides. RefSeq names its product reductase AKOR2. The coding region runs from base 1 to 909 and encodes 302 amino acids. Gene Ontology annotation, molecular function: aldose reductase (NADPH) activity. NCBI's taxonomy places the organism in Eukaryota, Fungi, Basidiomycota, Agaricomycetes, Polyporales, Polyporaceae. The record is from RefSeq and is a predicted model, not a curated record. The transcript has 11 exons. Gene Ontology annotation, cellular component: cytosol.
AUGCCGGAAGUCCCACGUUUCAAGCUUAAUACUGGCGCGUUGAUGCCCGCCGUCGGGCUCGGUGGAUGGGGCGGGGUGGAACAAGAAGCCCGUAUCAACGCAUGGCAAUUCAUGGUCCCUGCCCUGCAGUCCGGAUAUCGGCUGAUUGAUACCGCCUGGGCUUACGGUACGGAGCGGGCCACGGGAGAAGCCAUCAAGAAAUCUAGCAUUCCUCGCGACCAGAUCUGGAUCACGACCAAAUUGCACCACCAGCACCAAGGUGUUUUUGUCGAAGAGUACUUCGAGGAUAGCCUGAAGAAUUUGGACAUGGAUUAUGUCGACUUGUUGCUGUUGCACUGGCCGCAAACAUCGAAAUUCGUUGCCGGCGUCACUGAUCCACUCGACCAAGAUGGUGACCUGAUCACCUACGACACCCCCAUCUUCCCCGAGAGUUGGGCGCGCAUGGAGAGGAUUUAUGAGAGUGGGAAGGCGAAGGCUAUUGGCGUAAGCAAUUUCUCCAUCAAGAACCUCGAAAAACUUCUUGAGACAGCCAAGGUUGUUCCUGCAGUCAACCAAGUCGAGACGCACCCAUACCUCGUGCAGCAGGAUUUGAAAGAUUACUGCGAUAAGAAGGGGAUCGUACUUACGGCGUACACCCCCACUGGUUACUCUACUGUGCGAAAUGACCCAACUAUACUUGAGCUCGCCGACAAGUACAAGGUCACUCCCGCCCAGAUCAUACUCGGAUGGCAUAUUGCGCGCGGGGUCGCUGUCGUGCCGAAGAGCUCCAACGAACAGCGCCAGAGGGAUAACAUCAACCUCCCAACGCUUGACCCUGAAGAUGUCAAGCGCAUCAGUGGCCUCGAUCGGAACCAACGGCUUUGCAACUACGCAAAGAAGCCUGGUGGAAAGGUCUGGGGCUGGAUGUAA